Molecule: messenger RNA, 929 nt
Organism: Olea europaea var. sylvestris
Lineage: Eukaryota; Viridiplantae; Streptophyta; Magnoliopsida; Lamiales; Oleaceae
Product: small heat shock protein, chloroplastic-like
Exons: 2
Coding region: 155-844 (229 amino acids)
Biological process (GO): response to heat
Source: RefSeq, a predicted model, not a curated record
UUCGCAGCUUAAUAUCUUCACCCCUUCCAGAAUUCUCCAAUCUCUCCUUUAAAAUCAUGAUUCCCACAUUUCUUCUUGCGUCAGGAAAUUGCAGAAUACUGGAAAUUGUGGAGAAAAAUAUUGUUUGGUUUAAGCCUAAGAAAAUUCAAGAAAAAUGUUGUCAAAUUUUGCUCUUUCUCAACCCAUUUCAUCUCAAAAGGCGUUCAUCAAUCCAAAUCCUUUGAAUUCAAGAUUUUCCCCAUUUUUGAAUCGUAGUUCUGUUAGAAAUUCCCAUAACAGAUUUAAGGCAGUAGUAGCUGAAGGCAGAGAAAAUCUUGAUCAAUUGCAGAAAGUUAGCAAGCAGCAGCCGAGAAAAAGAUCAGCCCCAGUUGCCCCUAUAGGUUUAUGGGAUAGGUUCCCAACGGCAAGAACAGUUCAACAGAUGAUGGAGACAAUGGAGAGAAUGAUGGAUGACCCUUUUGCCUAUAGCAGUGGAUGGCCUUCAGCCCAAGCCGAGACUGGAGGAUUCAGUCGAGGGAGGACACCGUGGGAGAUUAAGGAAGGCGAAGGAAAAUACAAGAUGAGAUUUGACAUGCCCGGAAUGACAAAAGAGGAUGUGAAGGUUUGGGUGGAGGAGAAAAUGCUUGUUGUGAAGGCUGAAAAAGAGCCCAAAAAGACGGGCGAAGAUGGCGAAGAAGAUGAAGAAUGGUCAGCCAAGAGCUAUGGGAGAUACAGUUGCAGAAUUGCAUUGCCUGAGAAUGUGGAGUUCGAGAAAAUUAAGGCUGAGGUUAAGGAUGGUGUUUUGUAUAUAAUUAUACCUAAGGCUAGUAGUAGUACCAAGAUUUUGGACAUCAAUGUUCAAUGAGGGGUGAUGUUAAGUUAAAAUUUUGUUUUUUAUAAUGAUGAAUCCGAUUUAAUAUAUAUUAAAACGUCUCCUAAAUGUUCCUUUA